Molecule: messenger RNA, 173 nt
Organism: Ostrinia furnacalis (Asian corn borer)
Lineage: Eukaryota; Metazoa; Arthropoda; Insecta; Lepidoptera; Crambidae
Product: homeobox protein EMX2-like
Exons: 1
Biological process (GO): neuron differentiation; regulation of transcription by RNA polymerase II; central nervous system development
Cellular component (GO): nucleus
Molecular function (GO): RNA polymerase II cis-regulatory region sequence-specific DNA binding; DNA-binding transcription factor activity, RNA polymerase II-specific
Source: RefSeq, a predicted model, not a curated record
GCCCAGACAUCCCAGGGUUCCUUCUGCAGCCCUUCAGAAAGCCGAAGAGGAUCAGAACGGCAUUCUCACCUUCACAACUCCUCAAGCUGGAGCACGCGUUUGAGAAGAACCACUACGUGGUGGGCGCUGAGAGGAAGCAGCUAGCCCAGGCCUUGAGCCUGACGGAGACGCAG